AUGUCAAGUAAAAAUCAACUUCCACCCCCUAAUCAAGAUAUCGAAUCAUUAUGUUAUCUAGAAACAAUGUUUCAAGAACAUGGUUACGAUGACGGGUUUAAGGCUGGUGAAGAAUCAGGGGAAUUAGAAGGUCGUAUUGUUGGUUGUGAAAAGGCUUUUGAUUUAGGAAAAGAAAUUGGAUUUUAUUCAGGAUGUGUAGAAAUGUGGACUGAGUUAUGUAAUCAAUAUCCUGAUAGAGUAUCUUCAAAAGCUCUAAAACAAAUUGAAGGGUUAAAAAGGUUGAUUGAUAGUUUUCCUACCUUUAAUGAUCACGAUGUUGACUUGUUUGCUUUAAGAGAUAAAAUGAAAAACAAGUUGCGAGUCAUUAGUUCAUUACUUGGUGUCAAUCAAAAAUAUAUUAUGGCAGAGGCACCCAAAAUGACCUACUAA
Molecule: messenger RNA, 429 nt
Organism: Cokeromyces recurvatus
Lineage: Eukaryota; Fungi; Mucoromycota; Mucoromycetes; Mucorales; Mucoraceae
Exons: 3
Coding region: 1-429 (142 amino acids)
Source: RefSeq, a predicted model, not a curated record